Messenger RNA from Fonsecaea erecta, 1407 nucleotides. RefSeq lists its product as hypothetical. The record is from RefSeq and is a predicted model, not a curated record. NCBI's taxonomy places the organism in Eukaryota, Fungi, Ascomycota, Eurotiomycetes, Chaetothyriales, Herpotrichiellaceae. The transcript is spliced from 3 exons. The coding region runs from base 1 to 1407 and encodes 468 amino acids.
AUGAAAAACCAGCUUACCGCUGUCUUGCGCCGUGCCGCAUCCACCUUAACCAAAGAGGCUGGUGACAUCAGCUCCGUGUUUCCUUCGCUGUCUGGCAAGAAGUCUGACCCUCUGCCACCGCGGUUCAGUGCCUUGAAGAAGACGUUGAUCAAGGGCAAUGAAGACGCCAUCACAGCGUCCUGGCAUCGGCUGUCGAAGAGUCUGGCGCGGGAGAUUGCCGAGAUCAGAUCAGAAGGGAGUAAUGUUAUACCAAGCAUCGACUUCCAGGAUGUAGUUGCCGGGACUGUCCCUCAAUCGAAGCUUGACGCGAUCCGGCAUCGAGGCACUGCAGUCAUUCGCAAUGUUCUCCCGCGAGAACAAGCAUUGGAUCUGAAGCGGCAGGCCAGGAAGUAUAUCGAAGCAAAUCGAUCCAAAGUCAGGGCCUUUCCGCCAGAUGACCCUGCCGUGUACGAGUUGUAUUGGACGCCUUCCCAGGUCGAGGCACGCGCUCAUCCAAACAUGCUGAAAGCGCAGGCUUUUCUUGCCUCUUUCUGGCACUCGUCUGACCCGUCAUCAGAGAUUUCUACCACCUACCCUCUGACAUACGCCGACCGUUUUCGCAUCCGGCAACCGGGCGACGCGAAGUUCUCACUCGGUCCACACACUGACGGAGGGAGUCUCGAGCGCUGGGAAGAUCCCGAGUAUGCUCGCGUGUAUCAGGCCAUCCUCAAAGGUCAGUGGGAAGAGUAUGAUCCUUUCGACGCACGCCACCGCAUCGAAGCGAAGAUGGACCUGUAUAAUGGGGCAGGCGCAUGCAGCAUGUUUCGCCUGUUCCAGGGCUGGCUCUCCAUGUCCUCAACAGGACCUGGUGAAGGCACCCUGAAAGUGUGCCCCUUGAUCCGACAGGCGACAUCUUACCUGAUAUUGAGACCCUUUAUCAACCUUCAGACUGGCAAGCUGAAUCUGGAUGCCACAUUCCCAAACUCUGUACCAGCCGCUUGUCAGGAAUAUGACCCGGUGUCUCACCCAGGCCUCGAGCUUGACACCACCAUGGUGAGCAUGCCCAAAGUUGAACCAGGCGAUUAUGUUGCUUGGCACUGUGACAUGAUCCACGCCGUGGACCAGGAGCACCAUGGAACAAGUGACAGCAGCGUCAUGUAUAUUCCUGCAUGUGCAAUAACUAGACCGAACCUGGAGUUCUUAAAGAGACAACGGAUGAGUGCUUUGGCAUACAGCCCCCCACCGGACUUCCCAGGAGCUGGUGGUGACGGCGAGGUUGGCUUUGCUGGGGCUGUGGCCUGGGAUCAGGUCAAUGAUGCAGGCAAACGUGCCAUGGGACUGGGCCAGAAGACGUGGGACUUCAACUCAGGCAUGAGUGAAGGAGAGCGGAAAGCCAUUGAGGCUGGGAACAGGACACUGCUUGGUUGA